UGUCAUUAUAAAUUGUUUUCUUUUUCAUUUUGUCAUUUCCUCGCUGAGGUGGGAUGAAAAGUUACGUAUUGCACUCGAGUGGAAAGAUUUUUCACCUUGUGCUCGUUUGUUUCCCUCGCUGACGCUCAGGAUUCUAAUUUAGAAUCCUUCGCUUGCUCGGUCAUCCAAAUCGAGCACGCGGUUAAAAAGGAACUUUCCACUCUUGUAUAAUAAAUAACUAUUAUUUAAUAAAAUUUAUUAACUAAGAUUAAUUGAGAAAAAACAUCAGAUUUUUUAAUAAUAUUUAUUUAUUAAGAUUGAGAAAGAAAAACAACUCAUUUGAAGCAUCCGGUAUUGAAGUGAAGGCUGGCUGUACUUGCAGCGAUGCAAGCGGUGAUUCUAACAAGGCAGGCUUCACGAGGUCUAAACUGACCUCGGUAAUUCUUCCGUCACAGUUUAUUACUAUGGUUCUUUUGUAUGAUAGGAUAAGGACCUGAGUAGGCUGGCGUUAGCGGUCUAAGGACUGCGUCGUCACGUAGGAAAACGUGUGAAGUCUUCUCUAAUUCCUUGUGCAUGAAAGUGCUACGGUUCGUGUGACGCGAUGACGGGAUCGGUCGGAGUUCUGCCAUGUACUGCCGCAAAAUUGUUACGAAACCUCUACAGGUUUCGUAACAAUUUCAAAUAUCCUACGAUAUUCAACUCGACCGCUUGUGACAGGUGGGAUCAAAAAUUCGCCAGGCAAAGGUAGCGUUUCUCAUCUUUUCUUCGUCUACCUCAAGGGCAAUGCGUACUCCCAAAAGAACAAGGGGUAAUGCUUCGAGCCAUGUGCCACCAUGACAUGCCAAUGCAAAUUUCAAUUGUCUGUGGAGUCGCUUACCCAUUGCGGAUGGAUGAUAGCUGGUCGUGCGAGAACGUACAGAAGCGCAGCACUGAAGAAGCCGUCGGAAGAGAUCCGAUUGGAAUUGGCGAGUCUGGUCAGUUUUUAUGACAGUAAGGACACCAAAUCGAGCAACUCAGCCCGAGAUAAAGGUUCUAGCGACUUUUUCAGCGGUGAUUCCAACCAUCAGCCAUACCUCUGGCCAGCGUGUGUAGCGGUCAACAGCAGACAGACAAUACUUGAAUGUGCCACAAGGUGGAAGCGGACCAAGGAUAUCAAUAUGGACGUGUCGUAACCGCGCUGAUGGAUUGGAGAAACUUCCUAGUGGCGUUUUGGUGUGCCUUGUGACUGUACUCUGCUGACAAGGUAUACAAGUUCUGGCCCUUUCGCGACAGUGCUUGUUAAUAUUCGGCCAAACAAAACGGUCAGUGUCAAGGCGACAAGAAGACCUCACUCCAGGGUGGCUUAGGUUGUGAAUCCUGUUCAACACCCGUUUUCAGAGCGUUUGCCUGUAAGUCAUUUUUACAUGAACUUAAUGAAAUCGUCUUAUCGGUUAUUUUACGUUUUGUUAAAAGGAAAAAGGUAUAUAAUGUUGAUUCCUAUAGUGAUAUUUAUCAUUUUUAUCGAUAACGAUAGUCGCCACAUUGAGUGAGUGCGGUGCAACAAGCGGUCAUGUGUCGUUAUACUGUGUCAAUAUUUACGUUUAUGUACCUGCUAUGUCAAGCAAUAUGCUUGGCGGCACCGCAAAUCGAUGCUACGGCAGGGAAAUCUGUUCGUAUCAUUGGAGGAAACUCUACCACCAUUGAAAAGUUCCCAUACGCAGUCCAGGUGAACGAGAAUAACCGGCUGAUCUGCGGGGGGUCGCUGGUGAGCCAGCGAUGUGUCCUGUCUGCGGCGCACUGCUUCGUGAGCAGGGACAAACUCACACCAAACGUACGUCUGUACUCGGCCCGAGUUGGAUCCGCUGCACUGAAUACUGGAGGCAGUGUGCAUCAGCUGGUGACUAUAGUGAUCCACGAUCAAUACAACUACAAUACUGAGGAGAACGACAUCGCAGUGAUGGUGCUGCGAGCCAACGUGACCCUCAGCAUCAGUGUGAUGUUGGUCCAGCUGCCGCUGCCAGGCUUGAUGGUGCCGGACAACGCCACGCUCAUGCACAUCGGAUGGGGUCGCACGCAGGUGGACGGCGACUUAGCACAGGUUCUGAAUAUGGUGGCAGUACGCAAGGUGAAUCAUCAGAUAUGCGCGAGCCAAUACGAGUUGCUCGAUCUUCGCGUCUCCACCAACAUGAUCUGCGCUGGCCUGCUAGGCACUGGGGGUGCAGACGCGUGCCAGGGUGACAGCGGGGGUCCCCUCAUCUACCAAUAUGGUGAUAUGACCAUCGUGGUGGGGGUAACGUCGUGGGGGCAAGAGUGUGGAGAUCCGAACUUCCCGGGCGUCAGUGCUCGCGUCGCCAACUACACUGACUGGAUCAACGAACAGAUCGUGAAAUAUAACGCCAGUCCAUUGUUGAGCACGGUCAACGUUUUAGUGCUUUUGGCGUCUUUGGUCGCUUCAAUGGUGGUUCUAAAAUGAGACUUAUUAUGAACUGUGACGGCGCGUUUAAAAAAACACGUUUUUUUAGUCAAAUAAUUGUAACAUUUAUUUAUUUAUGUAACAUUUUGAUUGUAUAUCAUUAAUUGUAAUUAAGAACAAUAAAAAGAUAUUAGUAUUUUUUUUUAUUUCUAAACCUUAUGGCUUGAUGUAUAAGACCUAAUGUUAUAUCUGUCUUUUCUUUAGCAAACGAAAGCGACAGCAUCAGUUUUAGUCCAGAUUUGAAUUAAGUCUACGUUUUGUAAUACAGGCUAAAAAGUUUAGUUAUGAAUCUUAAAAUGUAACAUCUUUAUAAUCGUUCUGUCCCCCUCCCUCAUUGAGUGAAAAAUAAAAACAACGUACUCUAGAUAUCUGAAUUUAUAUACGUAUAUACGUAUAAUGACAUAGUAUAUAUUACAUUAGCCAGUGUAUCUCAUGAUCUGCGCUGUCCUGCUAGGCACUGGGGGUAUGAUAUUUUUGACGUGACAACGUCUUGUAAUUCGAUGGGGCCGGCUGCACGCACGAAAAAACAUGACUCACGCGGCGUUACCUCGCUCUGAGGCGUUCCAUUUAAGGCUUGAAAUUCAAGCGAGAUCGCACUACGAGCGACAAAGUGGCACAAUCGGCCUCCGCGUUCGGCAGCGGUCGACAUCUGUCUCUUUCCUACUUGAGUGAGCGAUGCGUCCGCGUGGACAGCUACUAUACAAUAAUACAUUUACAUGUUUUCGUCAAGUACGAAGUGCAGUGAAAAGUGCACAUCCGUACUUGUAAAAACUAUGCACAUUGUAAAAAAACGUUGUCACGUUCAACUAUCGUCAGUAAACCGACUUUACAGACAACAGAUUUUUUUAUGUUAAAGGGUGGCAAACUUGCUUAUGACCAGCCUGAUGGUAAGGGGCUACCAUAUUUAGCUUAAUGGCUCUCACGGUACAAAAUAUAUCACUCGCUCCGUUGCCUACCCUGACCACAUUACCUACCCCGUCAAACCCUGAUACUCACCAACAGAAACACAUCACCACCCAAAGGUAACACAUUAGCCAGUUUAUCCCCCAAUUCAAGCGUGCAUUUUCUUUCACUUUAAAAACAAACCAGUCCCACCAUUUUCACAGUAUAGGAAAUGCUCAGAAAGGAGAUUGCUCAGCUUCCAUACAUGUUUGGCCUAAAAACCAAUAAUCAUGAAAAAUUGUUUCCUAGAUUCGAAAUUAUAUAUAAAUUACUGUAGAAAUGAAUAUUAUUAACGGACACCCCUGAGAACUUCUAUAAACCAUAUACACGGAACAUAUUAAAAUAAUAAAUUUUAAAAACAAAUAAGUUAUAUAGUAAACUAGGGAAAUCAAGCCAAGUACCGAAAUUAUAGAUUAGAUUCAGGUAUAUAGAGCAUGUAGAUUAACAGAUAGUUGCCUGUUUUUAAAGUUAAUGCAUAAGACAAACUUUUAAAAUCAGGUGGGUUAUAAUAAGAUACUCUGUGUCAGAAACUGUGUGAUGAUUUGGUGAUGAUUGUGAAUGAGCCACAGAUUAGAGAGAAUUUUUAAACUCUAUUUAACCAAAGAAAGCUAAGAGAUUUAGGUUCUAUAGCCGUAUAUUCAGUAGCUUCAUUAUUUUUGUUAUGUUUUUAAGAUAACCAUAUUUUUUAUUUUUAGUGUAUCACACCUUAUAAUUUUAUUUAUUUAUUAAUUUAUAGCCAGGGAACGUAGGCCCAUAGAUAGAUACCUUAAAGUCUAACAUAUAUACAGAUUAUAAUGUGUUUAUGAAGUGUGGAAGUGUUUGGCGAAAAAUGUAUGGCAAUAGACUUUAUGAUGUCGCCUACCAUCUAUAAUAAUUGUCUGAGCACAUUUGCAUCUAGUGAAAAUGAUAAUAUAGUGGUGGAUGUUAAUACCACAGUGUAAUAAAAAAAUGAUUUAUUUUAUCGAUCUUUACAAAAUAGAUUUGUUUUUAUUUUAUAUAAAUAACUUUGAUCAGUCUUUGGCUGAAUGUUACUACACCCAUAGCCAUUAAAAAUGAUUCGUAUGUUUUCCAAACCGGUAAAAUUAAAAGUCCCUUUUAAAGUAAAUAUAUUAUACAAAGGAGUCCGUUGAAAUCUAAUGACUGUAAAUUAAAUUAUAAAUUAGGCCAAGAAUUACCGUGUAUGUCAAUAUUUUUUGUGCAUUUGGGCCAAUUUGAGCAAUCUCCUUUGUGUUCUUAUUUCCAUGCAUUAUGAAUAUUAUUUUAUGUGCCAAUAAAAAAAAACCUAAGUAUCAA
Messenger RNA from Chilo suppressalis (striped riceborer), 4666 nucleotides. The record is from the annotation of a GenBank genome assembly. NCBI's taxonomy places the organism in Eukaryota, Metazoa, Arthropoda, Insecta, Lepidoptera, Crambidae.